Exophiala spinifera is the source of this 336-nucleotide messenger RNA. RefSeq lists its product as uncharacterized. The coding region runs from base 1 to 336 and encodes 111 amino acids. The record is from RefSeq and is a predicted model, not a curated record. The transcript has 2 exons. Lineage: Eukaryota; Fungi; Ascomycota; Eurotiomycetes; Chaetothyriales; Herpotrichiellaceae.
AUGGCGAAACAGUGGCGCGAGAUAUACCUUGAUGGGUUCUAUCUCUACAUCCUCGCCGCGAUCCUCAACGCGUCAGGAGUCCCUUACGCACUCACGUUUCUCCGACGCACCAACGGCGCCCUCUCCCGACGGGCAGAGCGUCUCGCGGGUGCCCAUGUCCCUUCGGUCAUGGCACUCACGUACGCGUUCAACGAGAGACGAAGCGUCGAGAGAGACAGGACUUUCACCACCGUCGACCUCGUGCGCAGGUGGAUGUGGCACAAUAGUGUCCGGACCGCUGUGUUGGUGGUAGGGACCGUGAUCGGUGCAAUGGCCGUGGCGAUGGAUGCUUAUUAG